AUGUCGAGAAUGAGAGAAGUAAUGAGAAGUGUGAAUGUUGCUUUGGGAUUGACUAGUAGUUCGGGUGCUAACCAUGGCAUGAGCAGUGAAGUUCCUAACCCAGAAACAGAGUAUGAGGAAGAGGUGAUUGGAAAUCCACCAUUGAUGCAUAAGAAUGACUUGGAACCCAAGAAACCCUGGGCUAGCCUCUUUUCUGGUGAAGCUCUUACAUCUAAAGGUACUUCUCCGUCCUUCAUUGCACCUUCGAUUUCUGAUGGUAAACCAGUAGAUGUUUUGGAUAGGAUGGAUAUUUCUAAAAUGGCUAAGCAGUGGGAUAGUGCAAUGAUAUUGUAUGUUGUAGGAGAGAAACCUUCUAUUGGGGCUGUUAUUAGGUAUAUUGAGAAGGAAUGGAGGAAUGUUAGCAAACCACAAGUAUAUUUGCAUGAUGAAGGUUACUUUGUCAUUCGAUUUAAAACUAGAAAUGAAAGAGAUAAUGUGCUUGUUGAUGGACCCUAUACCUUCUUUGGUAAACCAAUGGUAAUCAAGCCUUGGUCUGCAAACUUUAACUUCCAGGAGGAGAUAUUGAGGGUGAUUCCUGUAUGGAUCAGAUUACCUAAUCUACCUUUGAACUGUUGGGGGAGUGACUCCCUUAGCAGAAUAGGUAGCUUGCUUGGUGUUCCACUUUGUGCAGAUGAGUGCACAUCAAAACAGAUGAGAAUCUCAUUUGCAAGGCUGCUAGUAGAAGUGGAUGUAACAAAAGAAUUACCUAAAAAUGUGGCUAUCCAGGAUCAUUUAGGUAAAACAAUAUUGCAGAAGGUGGUGUAUGAAUGGCUUCCCCUAUUUUGCUCCAAAUGCCAAACUGUUGGGCAUGUAUGUGGGAAGACACAGGGCAACACAACUAGAUUUCAGCCAGCAGGACAACCACAGAAGAAGGUUGUUCAAGUUUGGCAGCCUAAGAAAACUGUGCAUAUUCAUCAAGUGGAAGGCAAGGAAACUGAGAAUAAGAGUUCUGAGAAUGAUCAGGGUGACCAACUUCCAGUGAGUCAUGAUGAUCCUAUUAUUGUCAACCCUUCUGUCAAUCAUGAUGAAGGGUGGAGAGUGGUUACUAGGAGGAAUAGAGAAACCAGAGCUGUUAUUAGCAGUGUGGGACUAGCUCAAGUUCAUGAGGAUGUACCAGGAAGUGGGGGUGGUGAUGGUGGAAAGGGAGGUGGUGACAUGGGGGUCAUGCCAAUUUAUGCAACAUGA
Spinacia oleracea (spinach) is the source of this 1224-nucleotide messenger RNA. RefSeq lists its product as uncharacterized. Bases 1 to 1224 code for a protein of 407 amino acids. Lineage: Eukaryota; Viridiplantae; Streptophyta; Magnoliopsida; Caryophyllales; Amaranthaceae. The record is from RefSeq and is a predicted model, not a curated record. The transcript has a single exon.